Molecule: messenger RNA, 2880 nt
Organism: Rangifer tarandus platyrhynchus (Svalbard reindeer)
Lineage: Eukaryota; Metazoa; Chordata; Mammalia; Artiodactyla; Cervidae
Source: the annotation of a GenBank genome assembly
AUGGACCCUGAUUUCCACUUUUCUGAUUGCUUGCUCUCUGCUGUCACAGUAAUGAAAGGCAGCAGUAGAAAUAAAGAUCGCCCAGCAGAAGGAGAAGGGACCGGAAAACGACCAAAGCGCAAGUGUCUCCAGUGGCAUCCGUUGCUGGCAAAGAAGCUCCUUGACUUUUCAGAAGAGGAAGAAGAGGAAGACGAAGAGGAGGAUAUUGACAAGGUUCAACUUCUUGGGGCCGAUGGCCUAGAGCAAGAUGUUGGUGAAACUGAAGAUGAUGAAUCACCAGAACAGCGAGCCCGGAGACCAAUGAAUGCAUUUCUCUUAUUUUGCAAACGUCAUCGCUCUCUUGUACGUCAGGAACACCCCAGGCUUGAUAACCGAGGUGCUACCAAGAUACUAGCUGAUUGGUGGGCUGUUCUCGAUCCAAAGGAAAAGCAGAAAUACACAGACAUGGCCAAGGAGUAUAAAGAUGCGUUUAUGAAAGCAAAUCCCGGCUACAAAUGGUGUCCUACCACAAACAAGCCUGUGAAAUCCCCAGCACCUACCACUGUCAAUCCACGAAAGAAACUAUGGGCCUUCCCAUCUGACUCUUCAAGAGACUUGCCAAGCCCCAAGAAAACAAAGGCUGAAGAAAUGCCUCAGCUUAACUUUGGAAUGGCCGAUCCUACUCAAAUGGGAGGCCUGAGCAUGCUGCUUUUAGCUGGAGAACAUGCUCUUGGGACACCAGAGAUCUCCUCUGGCACUUGCAGGCCUGAUGUUUCAGAAUCCUCUGAAUUGCGUCAGAAGUCACCAUUAUUUCAGUUUGCCGAGAUAUCUUCAAGUACAUCCCACCCUGAUGCGCCUUCCAAACAGUGUCAAGCAUCAGCCUUGUUUCAGUUUGCAGAGAUUUCUUCAAACACUUCGCACUUGGGUGGUGCUGAACCUGUAAAACGCUGUGGAAAGUCUGCACUCUUUCAACUGGCCGAGAUGUGCCUGGCAUCAGAGGGGAUGAAAAUGGAAGAAUCAAAGCUAAUAAGAGCGGAAGAAUUAGAUGGUGGAAGAAUUAAAGAAUUGGAGAAGGGAAAGGAAGAAAGAGACACAAAAGUGGAGAAAAUGGAUGAAGCCAGGUCACAGAAAGAAGCAGAGUUUGAAAAAUCAGUUAAGGAAAGUGUAAGAGAUUCUAAGGAAAUAAGAAAUUUUGAGGAGCUGCGAAUGGAUGACAUAAUAGGUAUAAAAAUGGAAGCUCCCAAAGAAAUUAAAAAGGAAGAAUUAGAGGAAGAUCAAAAAUGUGGUCACUUCGCUGAUUUUUCCUACUCUGCCAGUAGCAAGAUAAUAAUAAGCGAUGUUCCCGGUAGAAAGGACCACAUAUGCCAUCCUCAUGGGAUCCUGAUCAUCGAGGAUCCCACAGCCCUAAGCAAACCAGAGAAGCUAAAAAAGAAAAAGAAGAAAAACAAAAUGGAUCGACAUGGAAAUGAUAAAUCCACACCCAAGAAGGCCUGCAAGAAGAGGCAGUCCUCGGAGUCAGAUAUCGAGAGUGUCAUGUACACCAUUGAGGCUGUGGCCAAGGGGGACUGGGGCAUCGAGAAGCUUGGAGAUGCCCCUCGCAAGAAGGUCCGCCCAUCCUCCAGCGGAAAGGGGAGCAUUCUGGAUGUCAAGCCACCAAAGAAAAAAGUGAAAUCUCGAGAGAAGAAAAUGUCGAAGGAGAAAUCCUCAGACCCCACCAAAGAGUCAAGACCCCCAGAUUUUAUCAGUAUUUCUGCCAGCAAGAACAUUUCUGGUGAGGUGCCAGAGGGUGUAAAAGCAGAACCGUUGACCCCCACGGAGGAUGCGCUGCCAGCCACCCUGUCGGGACAGGCCAAGCCUGAGGACAGUGACUGCCACAGAAAGAUAGAGACUUGUGGCUCCCGGAAAUCAGAGAGGUCUUGCAAAGGUGCUCUUUAUAAAACCCUGGUGUCUGAGGGCAUGCUCACCUCUCUGCGAGCUAAUGUUGACAGAGGGAAGCGAAGCUCAGGAAAAGGAAACUCGUCUGAUCAUGAAGGGUGUUGGAAUGAAGAAAGCUGGACGUUUAGCCAGAGUGGGACCAGUGGAAGCAAGAAGUUGAAGAAGACAAAGGGAAAGGAAGACUCUGUCCUCGGCUCAACAAAGCUGGAUGAAGAAUUUGAAAAGAAAUUCAACAGCCUCCCUCAGUAUAGUCCUGUUACAUUUGACCGGAAAUGUGUACCUGUCCCAAGGAAAAAGAAGAAGACUGGAAAUAUGUCCGCAGAACCGACUAAAACCAGCAAAGGUCCUUUCCAGUCUCAGAAAAAGAACUUAUUCCACAAAAUUGUCAGCAAAUAUAAGCACAAAAAGGAGAAGCCUAAUGUUCCGGAAAAAGGAAGUGGGGAUAAAUGGUCAAGCAAGCAGCUCUUCUUGGAUGCCAUUCACCCUACAGAAGCCAUAUUUUCAGAAGACAAAACCACCACAGAGCCUGCUUAUAAGGUUAAAAAUGCCCUAUCCAUUCCCAACACUCCAGAGCCAACAACAACUCAAGAACCCUUGGUGGGGAGCCAGAAGAGAAAAGCAAGGAAAACCAAGAUCACACACCUUGUCCGGACAGCAGACGGCCGGGUGUCACCAGCAGGAGGCACUUUGGAUGACAAGCCCCGGGAGCAGCUGCAGAGGGGCCUCGCUAAGGUGACUGAGACAGGCUGCAGCGACGCGUGCCCGCACGCCGGGGAGGCCGCGGAGACGCGGAGCAGCACCCCAGAGAUGCCGGCCGUGUCCGCCUUCUUCAGCCUCGCCGCGCUGGCCGAAGUGGCCGCCAUGGAAAACGUGCACAGAGGUCAGAGGUCAGCUCCACUCACCCAUGAUGGACAGCCGAAGGAAAUGGCCCAGGCUCCUGUACUUAUUUCCUGCGCUGACCAGUGA